AUGAGUCGAAAUUUAUUAUCAAAUGGUCGACGUCGAGAUGAUCUGGAUGAUUAUUGGUUUGAAAAAAUUCCUAUCGAUACAAAGACUGCUGAAGAAAUUCGUGAACAUACAAUUCCUGAAGAUCUUCCACCAAUUGCAAAAACAAUGGCAAUGCUUGAUUCUCGUUCUGAUAUUCAACGUCUUGCUGGUAUUCGUUCACUUUCAUCUGUAAUUGUAUCUGAUCGUGAUAAAACUCUUCAUCAAAUAUUACCGAAAUUUCAGGCAAUUAUUGAACAAGCACUUGAUAAUGACGAACAUAUCGUUGCAGCGGAAACAAUUACUUCUAUGAUACAACAACAAUUAUUACCUUAUUCCGAAUUUAUGUCAUUAUUUUCUCAAAUGAUUUGUGGAUUUAUAUUUCCAACCACUAUCAAUCGUUUUUCAAUAGAUUUUGGUGCUAUAUGGUGUCAAGCAUUAUGCAAUAUGAUAGAUGCCUUUCCAACUACAACAUCAUUUAUUUCGUUACUUGAUUUAAUCUUCACUCGGAUUUUACAUGGUUCAUAUGUUCGAGAUCGAUUAGCAAUAGUUUUAGCGAAACUAUCAUGUCGAUUGCAAUCAUCAAUUGUUGAAAAUCGCCUAUUACCUGUAUUUAAAAAUUUUAUUAAUGAUACAAAUGCUGAUAUUCGUACACUUGCCUGUCAGAAAUUACCUAUUAUUGCACAAUCAUUAGAGUCUGAUAAAGUCCCAACUAUGAUAUUACCAUUACUUGUGAUAUUAUCUAAAGAUGAAAAUUUAACAGUACGUCAAACAUGUUUUGAAUCAUUACUUGAUCUUCGUACUUAUUUCAAUGAUUCAAAAUUAAUUGAACAAGUCAGUGAAAUUAUUAUUUCUCUUGUGAAAUUUGGUUUAUCAUCAAGAACAUCAAAAUUUAUUUCUAUUAUUGCUUUACGUUUGUCUGAUUUAUGCCAUGCAUUUACUAUUUUCCAUAUCGAUGAAUAUAAAUUUAUCUAUGAAAUGUUUCUACGAUUAAGUCAAGAAAAAACUAUUCCAGAAUGUCGAUUAGCAUCUGCAAAACAUUUUUCGUCAGUUAUUGAUUAUCUUGGUAAUGAUGGAUUUACAAAUGAAUUAGAAGAGAUAUUUUCUCAAUUAUGUAAUGAUAAUGAUACAAAAAUUCGUUCAAUUAUGUUACCAACAAUAACUAAUCUUGCAAAAUUAUAUAAUAAUAAUAAUAAUGAAAAAAAAUAUUUAUUAAUUAUAUGGAAUGGUUUUUUAACUUUAUUAAAUAAUACAAAUCAUGAUGUUAUGUUGGCUAUAGCAGCAAAUUUAUUAAAUAUUAUUAUGGCGUUUUCAAGAGAUAAAACUGAAGGUUUUCUAAAUGGAGCAAUUUGUUCACUAUCAGCAAUUUCUGAUCCGGAAACAUUUGUAACUCAUCUAUUGGAAUAUGAACGACGAAUAUUUGAAAAUACUCUUUCAUGGCGUUCAUAUAUAUUAUGUCUACAAGCAUUUGUUUAUUUACCUAAUUUAUUAUCAAGUGAAUUAAUUCAAACAAAAAUAUUACCACGUGUUUUUUCACGUAUAUUUACUAAACAAGUUUGUGUACGUGAAAUAGCUGUUGAUAGUUAUGUCCAAUUAUUACGAAAAAUUCCACGUCGUACCAUAAGAAAAAAUGCCUUUCAAAAACUUAAAACAGAUCUUUUAUUUAAUAAUUCUUAUCAAUGGCGUAUUAUGUAUAUAAAAGUUUGUCGACAAAUUCUUGUUCAUUAUUCUAAACGAUUUUUUAAAGAAAAUUUUCUUGAUACAAUACUUUCAAUUGGAUAUGAUCCCGUUUUAAGUGUUCGAAUACAAUUCGUUCCAUUACUUAUUGAAAUCAAAUCUAUUCUUCGUUUACCAGCUGAUCAUCAAUCAAUAUCAAAAAUCGAAACAAUGAUGGAAUAUUUUCUUGCAUCAAAAACAAUUACAUUACAUGAUCUUGCAAAUAAUGGUCUCUUACAAUUAGAUCAAAUACGAUCAUAUAACACAUUAACAAUCUUAUCAAAUGAUGAAAAUUAUAAUAAUGAUCAAAUAAAAGAAAAUGAAGAAGAUCUUCUCGAUGAAAUUGAUUCUUCAUCACGUCGUUCAUCAACGAAAUCUACUGAUCAACAUAUUAUAUCCAAACGUUUAACAGAUACAACAAUAUCAACUAAACCAAUAACAUCAUUAAAAAGUCCUCGAUUAUCAAAAAUUUCUUCUGAUGAUAAUUAUCGUAAAACGUCAUUAACAAAACAACGACGACGACAAUCACUUGUUGAUAGUACAUCAUCACGUUUAACACAUCAGACCACAAUAAAGAAAAAUCUUAAAUACGGAACAAGCCGGCGUCACUCGGACACGGACACAAUGAUGCGACAACUUCACCAUACCGAUACGGGACAGGCAACUCGUCAACCGUUACAUUUGGGUUUUACGGAAAAUGAUGUUCCACAAUUAUUUUGUCAAUUGGAUGUUCUUCGUCGAUCCGAAGAAGCGGAAUAUGCCUAUUGGAAAGAGAAAGCACGAUGGGUACGUUUUGAAGAAAUAGCAGAAAAUGUUCUUGGCCGUUGGUCAAAACCACAUGUUGCAACAUUGAUGCAAACAGCUUUAUUAGAUCUAAAAACUUUAUUAGGUUCUGGUGUUAUUCUUCUUAAUGUUAUACCAACGGAUUUAACUGGACUUUCACAACAAAUUGUUCAAUCACUUAUCGAUGCGAAAUAUAUUGAUGAUAAUGCAAUUGCUCAAAAAUUAAGUUGGAUUCUUGGUUUACCACAUUUUCAUCAUCAUGAAAAACGUUCGGUUACAAAAACAGCAAGUUCAAUUAGUUUGUCAAAGCAAGGUCUUCAUCCAAGUCCAAGUUUCGUUAUGAAUACUCUUCUACAACGAAAUGAUGAAUCUGAUAAUACACAGGAUAUGUCUGCACCACGGCUGAUUAAUCGUAAACAAUCAAGCCACGAUAUGGCGCUAACAGAACAUGAAGAAUCAAACAGCCCCGCAACACCACCUUCAGCCAAGGAUUAUAAUACAAAAUUACAAAGAAAAUUAGGUCGUAAAACUGAAGCUGCAUCGAUAUUAGUAUGUCCAGUUGAUUUUGUUAAAGAACCAACACUUGUUUUCGUUCGUCUGGAAAAUGCUAUUGAAUUAUUAGGAAUGCUUGAAAUAAAACUUUAUUCACGUUUUAUUGUUCUUUUAAUUGGACCAGAAGAAAUUGAAAAACAAUUAUUACAAGUUGGACGAACAAUGGCAACAAUAUUAACUGAUGAUAUAUGUAGAGAAUUUGCUUAUACAGCAAAAGAUUCGGAUGAUGUCAUGCAAAUGAUGGAUAGAUUUAUGCAAGAUACAUAUGUUAUUCCACCAUCGGAAUGGGAUCCAUCAAUUCGAAUUGAACCACCAUCAAAAUAUACGAGCAAAGAAGAACGACAAAGUCAAGGGCCGGAAGAAAAAGUCGGAGAAGUUGAGGAGAUUGAUUUAACUCCUCAUGCCGAUCCAAAUUUAAAAGCAUCAAAAACACCGUUUCAUGGUCUUUUCGUUGAUAUACGAAAUAAAUUACCAUUUUAUGUAUCGGAUUUUACUGAUUGUGCAAGUUUACAAUGUAUAGCAGCAACACUUUAUUUAUAUCUUGUAUGUCUUUGUUCAGUUGUUGCUUUUGGUGGUAUGCUUGGAUCAGCAACAGAAAAUUAUAUGGCAACAAUGGAAUGUAUUCUCGCAGCUUCGAUAAGUGGUGUUCUAUAUGCAUUAUUUUCUGGUCAACCGUUAAAUAUUCUUUCGGCAACUGGUCCUAUGUUAAUUCUAGAACGUAUUAUAGAACAUCUUUGCAGAGAUUAUAAAGUAAAUUUUCUACAAUUUCGUGUAUGGAUUGGUGUGUGGAUAUUUGUCUUAUUGAUUAUAUUUGUUACAUUUAAUUUAAGUUUUCUUGUUAAAUUUAUAACACGUUUUACCGAAGAUUGUUUUGCAUCAUUAGUUGCAUUAAUAUUUAUCUAUGAUGCUAUACGUGAAAUUUUAGCUCUUCGUACGAAAUAUCCAAUUAAUUAUCAACGAAAUGCAAUAUUAGAUUAUACAUGUUCAUGUAUAUUUAAUACUACUUUGCAUAAAAAAACAUGGAUGAAUACUACAAAUCUUAAUGGUUAUCUAUUGAAUGCAACACAUUUAAACCAAACAUCUCAACUUGCAUGUACAAAAGCAGGUGGUUCUGUUAUUGGCUCAGGUUGUUCAACGCCGGUUUAUCACGCUGAUAUAUUUUUCUUUUCUUUACUUUUAUUUAUUUUUACAUUUCUUAUUUGUAUGGCUUUACAAGAAUUUCGUCAUAGUCAAUUUUUUCCAACAAAAGUUCGAACGAUUCUUGGUGAUUUUUCUGUUUUAAUUGCUAUUGUACUUAUGUCGGCGUGGAAUGCAUAUUUAAAUUUGAAUACACCGAAAUUACAAGUACCAACAGAAUUUAAACCAACACGACCAAAUGAUCGUGGUUGGAUAAUACCGUUUUUUGGUGAAAAUCCUCUUUGGACGAUACCAGUAGCUAUUAUUCCAGCUUUAAUAGCAACUAUACUUAUAUUUAUGGAUCAACAAAUAACAGCUGUAAUUAUUAAUCGAAAAGAAUUUAAAUUAAAAAAAAAACUUGGUUAUCAUCUUGAUUUAUUUGUUUUAUCAAUUACAAUUUUAAUACAAUCAUUACUUGGUUUACCUUGGUUUGUUGCAGCUACUGUUUUAGCAUUGACACAUGUUAAUGCAUUGAAAAUUAUGAGUGAAAAUACAGCACCAGGAGAAAAACCAAGAUUCGAAGGAAUUCUCGAACAACGUGUUAGUUCACUUUUAAUGGCAAUUUUAACUGGAUGUAGUGUAUUCUUUACUCAUAUCUUAGGGUUCAUUCCAAUGCCUGUUCUUUAUGGUGUUUUCAUGUUCAUGGGUGUUUCGGCUUUACGUAAUAUGCAAAUUUUUGAUCGUAUUUUAUUAUUUUUUAUGCCACAAAAACAUCAACCCGAUCAUCCAUAUUUACGUCAUGUACGUAUAACACGUGUUCAUUUAUUUACAAGUAUACAAAUAAUUGCACUUGCUGGUAUGUUUGCAAUAAAAAGUAUCAAAUCAAUUGCAAUCGGUUUUCCAUUAUUGGUACUUGCAACGUGUUUCGUGCGUAAACUCAUGGAUAAAAUAUUUACACAAGAAGAACUCUUUUGGCUUGAUGAUAUAUUACCUGGUACGAAGAUAGGUCGUAUUCGUCGUGCAUCUGCUGCUCGAAAUGUUACGAUGCCAAAAGCAAUUGAUAAUUAUAAUAAUGGUGAAACAAUAACACCACCAAUUGAUAGAAUUAAUAUCGAUCCGUAUCGAGCUAUAUCUCGAACUAAUUUACGAAAUAUUGAAGAGGUUGUAAAAGAUGAAUCAAAAAAACAAGAUUAUGGAGAUGAAUAUUUUCUACCAACUAGUGAUUCUGAUCAAUCACGCGCACCAUUGAUUGUUGUCACAGAAGCAUUACCAUCCGACGAAACAGCUCAAGUUACAACUGAAGAAGCUCAACAUUUAAUAAAUCGUCAUUCAUCUGAACAUAAUGAUGAUGUUAAUGGUAAUGUUAGAUAUAAAACUGGUCCAACAUCUGUAUAA
Messenger RNA from Adineta steineri, 5577 nucleotides. The record is from the annotation of a GenBank genome assembly. Lineage: Eukaryota; Metazoa; Rotifera; Eurotatoria; Adinetida; Adinetidae.